Molecule: messenger RNA, 1034 nt
Organism: Cloeon dipterum
Lineage: Eukaryota; Metazoa; Arthropoda; Insecta; Ephemeroptera; Baetidae
Product: prisilkin-39-like
Exons: 2
Coding region: 125-859 (244 amino acids)
Source: RefSeq, a predicted model, not a curated record
CGGCCGCGUGUGUGUGUGUGUGUGUGUGUGUGCGAGAGAGAGAGGGAGAGCGAAAGGAGCGAGCGACUAUAAAACCAGAAUUGGUCCGCCAGGCACCCAUUCCUGCGCCGAACACAAAGCCCACAUGUCACACAAGAAGCAAACGAGCCUGUUUUUGGCCGUGGCCUGCCUGGCGGCCGCUGCGGCGGCGGCCGAAGGCCCCAAGAAGCGGACGAUCGUGUCGACGCCGACGGGCUACCAGUCGGCGGCCAGCAGCUACCCACAGGCGGCCAUAAACUACCCGCAGGCGGCCAUAAACUACCCACAGGCGGCCAGCUACUCGCCGGCGGCCAGCGGCUUCUACGCGUCAGGCUUCCCGCAGGCGGCCAGCGCGUUCCAGACGAGCUACCCGCAGGCGUUCGGACAGGCGGCCAGCGCGUACGCGUUCAACCCGUCGCAGGCGGCCGGAGGCUACAACCUGGGCUUCCCCGCGCAGGCGUACUCGUCGUACCCGUACCUUCAGGGCUUCCAGGGCGCCUUCCAGCCGUUCGAGGCCCAGAAGAGCUUCGCGCAGGCUCCGGCUUACGGCUUUCGGCAGUCGUCGGCCGCCUACCUGAGGCCGGCGGCCGCGCAGCAGUCGCUGCAGGGCUACGCGGGCGACCUGGCCGCCUACUCGGGCUCGGCCGGCCUCAACGCGGCCUCCGCCUACUCGCUGCAGCCGCAGUUCCAGCCGCAGCCGCGCAUCCAGCCGCAGCAGUUCCAGCCGCAGGCGGCCAGGGUGGGCCCGGCCACGUUCGGCACGCACGGCGGCGGCCGGCAGGCCACGGCCGCCUCCAACCAGGUCAACAACGGCGGCUACGGCUUCGUCAGGCCCUACUAAAUAAAACCACAGCAGCGAAUUAAAUUAAAAAUAAAAAAAAAUCACGCCCAUCGAUCCAUCGUCACCGCAAUGCCGACUGCUCUAAUUUAGAUUUAGUUUUUAUUUAAAUUUCCUGUACAUAAUAUGUCAGAGUGAGGAAGAUGAAUAAAGAAAUAAAUCGCCUCUGCCUGGACGA